AUGGGAUAUCACGGUUUUGAAAAUCCAUUUCAGUGUAAUCGUUGUGGAGAAAUUUGUAAAAAUGCUAUAACUUUCAAUUUACAUUUAUUGGAAGCGAAGCAUUAA
This is a messenger RNA of Dracunculus medinensis (Guinea worm), 105 nucleotides long. The record is from the annotation of a GenBank genome assembly. Lineage: Eukaryota; Metazoa; Nematoda; Chromadorea; Rhabditida; Dracunculidae.